UUCAACGCCAGCGGGUGUAUUGAACUGCGAGUGCCCGGAGCUGGGAGUGUCAGUGUGUGUCUGUGUCCGUGUGUCCUGAGCGGGGAUCUGGGGGUCUGCGCGAUGAGUGAGCUGAACCUCGAGUACCAGGGGGUCCUCUUUCCGACCCACGUCCACGCGGUGGACAGCCUGAGCUACAGCCGCGACCACUUCCAGGUGCGGGACGAUGACCUGUUCAUCGCCACAUACCCCAAGUCAGGCACAACAUGGAUGCAAGAAAUAAUCCCUCUGAUCUACAACAGCGGGGAUCUGACACCAGUCCUGACCAUUCCAAACUGGCGCAGAGUCCCCUGGUUAGAGCAGGUAACCGGUAAAGGCCUACUGGAGGACAGGCCAUCACCCCGAUACAUGGUAACGCACCUUUGUCACCACAUGAUGCCGAAGACCUUCUACUCAUCAAAGGCCAAGGUAAUAUACGUGGCCCGCAACCCAAAGGAUGCCCUAGUGUCCUCUUAUCAUUACCACAACAUGGCCACGUUCCUGGAUGACCCAGGCACUUUUGAGGAGUUCAUUGACACCUUCUUGGAAGGAAAGGUGAUGUUUGGCUCCUGGUUUGACCACAUUCGGAGCUGGUGGCCGUUAAAGGAUAAGGAUAACUUCUUGUUUCUAACCUACGAAGAUAUGCUGAAGGACAUGCGAGGAGCUCUGGUGAAACUUGGGGCCUUUGUGGACAGGCCUCUGAGUGAGGCCACAAUGGAGUCGAUUGCAAAUCAAUGUAAAUUCACCAACAUGAAGCAGAACAACAUGUCCAACUACAGCUUUGUACCCAUGGAAGUGAUGGAUCAAAAGAAAGGCAACUUUUUAAGGAAAGGCAUUGCUGGCGAUUGGAAGAACCAUUUCACCGCAGCCCAGACUGAGCAUUUUAAUUCCGUGUUCGCCCGCCGAAUGGAAGGAUUAAUUUUCCCGUACUACGGAGACUGACGGAGCAAGAAUCGCUCGCCCAGGACUGCAGACUUCGCAAAACCUGUACUCGCCUUUCCUCACUGCCGCUAAAACUUGAUUCCGUUCGCAAAGAAAUAUGAUGUUUCAAUCAGUGUUGCCUUACCUUGACUUGCCCUUGUUUCUGUACUACUGUGAUGUAGGCCGAAUGGUACUAAAAGCAUCAUCCUGCUGGCUAUUGUUGCUUGAAGAUAGACACGGUGGCACAGCGGUAGAGUUGCUGCCUCACAGCGAAUUCAGCCCCGGAGACCCAGGUUCGAUCCCGACUUCGGGUGCUGUCUGUACGGAGUUUGUACGUUCUCCCCGUGACCUGCUGUGGGCUUUCUCCGAAAUCUUCGCUUUCCUCCCACACCCUAAACACGUACAGGUUUGUAGGUUAAUUGGCUUGGUGUAAAUGCAAGUUGUCCCUAGUGGGUGUAGGAUAGUGUUAGUGUGCGGGGAUCGCUGGUCGGCGCGGACCCGGUGGGCCGAAGGGCCUGUUUCCGCGCUGUAUCUCUAAACUAAACUAAACUAAAAAUGCUGGAGUAACUCAGCCGGAGAGGCACCAUCUCUGGAGAGAAGGAACGGGUGUCGAUUCAGACCCUUCUUCAGAACGAAACGUCUUUCCAGAGAUGCUGCCUGUCCCGCUGAGUUACUCCAGCAUUUUGUGUCUAUCUGCGAUGUAAACCAGCAUCUGCAGGUUCCUUCCUACACAUUUGGUCUGCUGAUGCUUGAAACACGUUUUGUUUUCGCCACUUAACAGGAUACGGUGAAAUAGCUAGCUGCACAACAAAAUUAAUCCAGUUGUCAAAAAUGUUUUUCUAAUAUGUCUUGAAAGUUUCACAUCAACUUUAUUGCUUUGAUGCUCACACUUUUAUCAAAAAAAGUUAUGCUUUUGAAACUGUAACACUAUAAUGCUGUAAAACAUAGAAACAUAGAAAUUAGGUGCAGGAGUAGGCCAUUCGGCCCUUCGAGCCUGCACCGCCAUUCAAUAUGAUCAUGGCUGAUCAUCCAACUCAGUAUCCCGUACCUGCCUUCUCUCCAUACCCUCUGAUCCCCUUAGCCACAAGGGCCACAUCUAACUCCCUCUUAACUAUAGCCAAUGAACUGUGUGGCCUCGACUACCCUCUGCGGCAGAGAGUUCCAGAGAUUCACCACUCUCUGUGUGAAAAAAGUUUUUCUCAUCUCGGUUUUAAAGGAUUUCCCCCUCAUCCUUAAGCUGUGACCCCUUGUCCUGGACUUCCCCAACAUCGGGAACAAUCUUGUGCUGGACUAAACGAUUAGUUUAGUCUAUUAUUACAUGUACCGAGGUACAAUUAAAAUACUUUUAUUGUUGCAUAUAAUGGAGUGGAUGGAAAGACUACAUGAUUACAAUCAAGCUGUCCACACUGUACAGAUACAGGAUAAAGGGAAUAAUGUUUAGUGCAAGGUAAAGGCAGAUUAAAGAUUGUCCAAGGGCCUCCAAGGAGUUAGAUGAUAAGUUGGGACUGUUCUCCAGUUGGUGAUAGGAUAGUUUGGUUUUCUGAUAUCACCUGGAAAGAAAUGCUGGUUUAAACCGAAGAUAGACACAAAGUGCUGGAGUAACUCAGCGGGACAGGCAGCAUCUCUGGAGAGAAGGAAUGGGCGACGUUUCGGGUUGAGAACCUUCUCCAGACUGGACACUUUCUUCAGAGUCUGAAGAAGGGUCUCAACCUGAAACGUCACCCAUUCCUUCUCUCCAGAGAUGCUGCCUGUCCCGCUGAGUUACUCCGGCCCUUUGUGUCCACCUUAAAACGCCCUUCAUCUCGCUUCACCUUUGACUUCAUUUCCAGUAUAGACAAAAAUGCUGGCGAAACUCAGCGGGUGAGGCAGCAUCUAUGGAGCGAAGAAAUAGGUGACGUUUCGGGUCGAAACCCGGAAGGGUCUCGACCUGAAACGUCACCUAUUCCUUCGCUCCAUAGAUGCUUCCGGGUCUCAACCCGAAACAUCACCUAUUCCUUCGCUCCAUAGAAGCUUCCGGGUCUCAACCCGAAACAUCACCUAUUCCUUCGCUCCAUAGAUGCUGCCUCACCCGGCAUUUCUCCAGCAUUUUUGUCUAUCUUCGAUUUUUCCAGCAUCUGCAGUUCUUUCUUAAUCAUUUCCAGUAUAAAGUCCUCCUGCGUUAGACUUCCAUCUCACCGCCUCCAAAUGAAUCGUUAACCUCAUUGUGUGGCGUUCCCAUCUGUGGAAUAAAGAUGAGGGCGCGUUCUGGAAUCUUCCAACCUACCUCCCUGCGGCCCGUCGCACUUUUUUUUGCACUUGACCAGUCUCGACCCGAAUUAUCACCCGUCCCUGCUCUCUGGCAUUUUGUGUCUAUCUUGGGAAGGAACUGUCCCUGACUUUGCACAACCUGUGCAUUGCACGAUCUGUCUGGAUAUCUGCAGCACACCAACAAAAGAUCUUCACUACACCUCAAAAAACUAUAAUCUAGAAAAUUGGAUUUGAGCUUUUAGUCCUUCACAUUUAUUGUUAAUGCAUUGAUGAACUUUGUGCUGGACAGAGCUGCAAACUAACUUGAACUUUUGCUUCUGAAAUUAAAAUGCGGGAAUAUUAAUAAAGAAAUCACAUUGUCAAAGCUGUCACAGCCAGACAUAAAAACAAGUUAUUUCAACGAGUAGUAGCUCUAAUCAAUAACCAAAAUUCUGUACCCUCCUUUUGCUCUGGUAUUUUAUUUCAUUCACCUGGUAAAAAUCGAUAAUGUUUUAUUGUUAAUGUUUAAUAUUUUAUGUGUCAAUCCUUACUUUCACUAUAUGUCAUGUUGUCACUUGCGGGCGGAGCACCAAAGCAAAUUCCUUGUAUGUGAAUUCUUGGCCAAUAAACUUAUUCAUUCAUUCAUUCAAA
Molecule: messenger RNA, 3816 nt
Organism: Leucoraja erinaceus (little skate)
Lineage: Eukaryota; Metazoa; Chordata; Chondrichthyes; Rajiformes; Rajidae
Product: sulfotransferase 2B1-like
Exons: 6
Coding region: 103-960 (285 amino acids)
Biological process (GO): sulfation
Cellular component (GO): cytoplasm
Molecular function (GO): sulfotransferase activity
Source: RefSeq, a predicted model, not a curated record